AUGAAGCUUAAAUACAUUCCGUUCGCAGUCUGGCCAUUUUUGGUUGUAAUAUCGUCGCUCUACAAUGCAAAUGCUCUUUUCAAAUUUACAAAUGUCAAGUGCAAGAGUUACAACCAGUCUUUUUGCGAGUUUAAGCGUUGUGAACUGAAGAUCGUGGAUCGCGGAGUUGUGGGACUCUUUUUACAUGUCAAAGCAAAUCAGCUGCCCAUCAACAGUGUUACGUGCGCUCUUUCCUUUUUCCGAAGGUUCAGCGGCUAUAGGCCAUUUCUCUACAAUAUAACCUUUGAUGUUUGCAACUUCCUCAAAAACCGAAAACGUUAUCCCUUCGCCGAUUUAGUAUAUGAUGGUAUUCGAAACUUCAGCAACGUAAAUCACAGUUGUCCCUUUAAUCACGAUAUAAUCGUUAACCGAAUGGUUCUGGAUGACAACAUGAUAGUCAAGGCUCCCGUGCCAAAUGGUUUCUACAAACUGCAAUUUAUCGUCAGGGCAGAUGGCGAUUGGCGGGGAGAAGUUGAAGUCCACGCUGAGGUCAAUUGGGGAUAUGGCAACUGA
This is a messenger RNA of Drosophila ficusphila, 552 nucleotides long. RefSeq lists its product as uncharacterized. The record is from RefSeq and is a predicted model, not a curated record. The transcript has 3 exons. Bases 1 to 552 code for a protein of 183 amino acids. Lineage: Eukaryota; Metazoa; Arthropoda; Insecta; Diptera; Drosophilidae.